Molecule: messenger RNA, 2612 nt
Organism: Biomphalaria glabrata
Lineage: Eukaryota; Metazoa; Mollusca; Gastropoda; Planorbidae
Product: cadherin-99C-like
Exons: 15
Coding region: 229-2172 (647 amino acids)
Biological process (GO): homophilic cell-cell adhesion
Cellular component (GO): plasma membrane
Molecular function (GO): calcium ion binding
Source: RefSeq, a predicted model, not a curated record
UAAUUUACACUUGUACACGUUUAGAUCCAGCACUAAGCGCGCUGACAAUGACAAUGGAAUAGUCUUUUAACAGUCUAUAUGCAAUAUUGUUUUAAAACUGUGAUUUUUAUAAGGACAUUACAUUCAAUCAGACGAAAUGGACUUUCAGAACACACAAUCAGACUAGUUUGAUAAAUACAGAUAUCUACAUGCAAUAAAACAAUUAGGCGAUAGGCACGAGUUGGAUCUAUGGAGAGACUUGUACUGACCGUGGCUUUGGCCUUACUCUGGACUACGGUGGCAUGCCAGAACGCGUGUAACAGCGCCAGUACCAUCGUUAUAGCAUUCCCUGAGCUAGACCCUCCGAACAAACCAAGUGAAACAGACCCCGUGUAUACCAAAGCUAUUCUAACCAAUGCCAGGCCUUUCAAUGUGUCCUUCACCUUUAGUCCAGACGAUAAGAGAAAGAAGUUUCCUUUUGACGACUACUUCCGGCAUAAUUUCUCCGCCAGUACAAACUCGUAUGAAGUAAGCAUGAAGCAAGGCAUCGACCGUGAUGGAAAAACUUCAAGUCCCUUCGAUGAUACUGACUUCAUUAACUAUACGAUGUACUGUCAGGCAGUGGAUGGCGGAACGGUAGAAGAAAAAAAGUUGGCAAUUAAAAUAUUGGAUGUCAAUGAUAAUGCGCCAUUGUUCUCAUUCCAAAGUUAUGGCGUGUUUUUAAAUGAGUUUGCUCCUGUUGGUGUGACAGUGUUACGUGGCAUCGUAGCAGACGACCUGGACGCUGGACUAAACAGGGAGAUAACAUACCGCUUAACACCUGUGGCGCUGGGAGUGCCCUCUGUGUAUAACGGGACAGAUUACUUCUACCUCCCCCCUGAGAAAGGCGAUGCAGUGACACUGAUCCAAUCUGCAGUUUUGCCCACGCUGUCACUGACGAGUUACUAUGAUUUUUACUUUCUUGUCACAGCACAGGAUAGAGCAGUCCCAGCAUCGUCUCAACGAUCAGGCAAGGCUUCAUUCUUUGUGAGUGUUUUAAAUGGAAGUGAGCCAAGUAUCGGGGUCUACUACCCUUCCUGUACACAACCAGUUGUUCCCAGUCCGAAAAAAUGUAUCUUACCUCGCUACUACACUUCUGUUACUUUUGGAGACACCUCGGAAAUAAAGUUAGAGCUCUACCCCGAUCCACCUGACCCUAACAACACGGGAUCUCCAGUGGACAUCAUGUUUCAAGAUGAAAGUUUAAUCAACGGAUCUCAAACUCCCAUAGUUUCAAUACAAGAAACACUGCCUAGCAACUAUGACAAAUUCUUCACUGUGUCUGUUAUCAAAGUCGGAACUAACAACUUCAAAUGUGAGCUGAGAAAAGUGGCUGGAAAGGCGUUGAAUUCUACGAGCUUCAAAACUCUGCAAAUUUCUCUUGAGAUCGAUGAAGAUCCUUUACUCCCUGAGUGGGUAACUAUCUACGUGAUGGUCAAGGGGCCGUAUGCACCGGUCCUUUUAUCCAACAGCACUGACUGCUACAUUUAUGAGAAUGCUACAUUAGGAUCAAGGGCUAUUUCAGACAAAUCUAACGGAGGACUUUACAAGCUUAUGUUCUCUGACCCCAACAAGUAUUCCUCAAGUCCUGGUAUAUUUGACGUCACCGUUCUACCUGGAACACCGUUUACAGUGGACAAUGACGGAUUUGUGUCUUUGGCUAAUGGAGCUCUUGAUUAUGAGUCUCAACAGAUAUACAACGUAACUGUGAUUGUAAGUAUUGUUGACUGCUUGGGCUGCUCUACUCAAGUGACACUUACAGUUAAUGUCAUAGACGUCAACGAACACAGCCCAGAGAUAGUGUCACCAGAGAGCCUCAUUCUGUCCGUCCCUCCAGGUGACUGUAACUGUAACAUCGCCAGAACCAUUACAAUGAUUCAUGCAAGAGAUGUUGAUUUUGGACCUCUAGAAUUCAAGCUUUAUAGAGUUGUUCCUCCUGCUGCCUUCGACAAGUUUACGGUAGACUCAGGGGGCGCUGUCAGCCUCCAUAGUCCUGUGGUGUCUGGACAAGUCUUCGCGCUCAUUGUACAGGUCUUUGACCAUGGAGACCCCGUGUUAAUGACUGAAGCUAUUGUGAUCAUCAGUGUCAACGCCCUGGUCUCGAGGUCUACGUCUCAAGCUAAUCAAUGUGUCAUAUAUGUCAAUGAGGUCUGAUAUAUUAUGUGAUUACUCAAUAUUUUAUUUAUAAAUCAAUUUCUAUAUCAAAAGAGCAAAUGAGUAACUCUUAUUGGACCGAAUAUGUUGAGUAAUUGUGUGUAGGUGUUUUUUUUUUGUAACAGUUUGAAAAAAAAAAGGAGUGGUAGUACUCUAUGGAGAUAGUUCACUAAGAAUACUUCAAGUUAAUAAAGUCAAACAUUGUUUGGGUGACGAUUCUUUGUUUUCCCCAUUCUGUAUUAUUGCCCUUGAAUAUUUAUUAUUACCGCUUGUUUGCAUCUCUUUAAGAACUCUAUUGGUGACGACAGUUGGCUAUUAGCUUGAAUGACGUCUAGUUCAUUAAAUUGUUUGUUUGUUUUCUUUUGAUUAUUUGUUGUAUUACAGUGUUCUCAUACAAUGUUUGUUAAAUAGUAAACUAGAUCUACACUUUUUAAAAUUUA